Molecule: messenger RNA, 675 nt
Organism: Clavispora lusitaniae ATCC 42720
Lineage: Eukaryota; Fungi; Ascomycota; Pichiomycetes; Serinales; Metschnikowiaceae
Source: RefSeq, a predicted model, not a curated record
AUGUCUAAUUAUUUCUUCCCCAAAGACGGUCUCUGUAGCCAAGCGUUUUUGCUUUGGAGAAUGCUUUCUUCUGCCGGAGGCACGCGCCGUUUCGCCGGGUCGUAUGUCUGCACCUUGACAAGGACCGGCCCUUUGUUGACGGCUUUCUCUCGCUGUUCCUUGAGCUGCUUCAACCUCUCCAACUUCAACCUCUUUCUUGCGGCCUCGUGCUGUUUCUCAAAGUCUUCUGCCCGCAUGUGCUUGCCUCCGGCCUGUUCCUCCAGGUCCGACUCAAACACCUCGUCGGGCAAAAAAUCGGGUAGUUCGUCCGCCUGCGCAAGCUGUUUGAUCUUCUCUUUCUUGGCCUCCUGCUGCUGCUUGAACUGCUCGUCUCUCUGCUUGCGCUUCUCCCGUUCCUGCUUGCGCAACUCCUGCUGCAACCGCUGCUGCUCCUUCUGCUUCUGGAUAGACGCCUGCUUCGACGUGGCAAUCGACUCUUCUUCUGGGGCUUCGUCUGAAUCCGAUUCGUCAGACUCAGACUCUCCCUCAGGUUCUCGUGUGGACUCUCUUGUGUCCACACUCACAAUUUCGGCAUUAUCAGGAAUGGUUCCGUCGUCGGAAAACUUGAUUUUCACAGCAGACCCAACGGUUUUUCCGCUCCUAGUGACAACCAUGGUGUAUGGGCUAUUGUGGUAG